AUGAAGCACCUCAAUGUUGAUGAGCUCUGUGCUCUCACUGUUCCAUUUUUGAAAGAGCAGAUGGAACAAGAUUACAACUUGGAGGCUCCAGCAGAGGAGGAAGAAGACCACUUUGUGCCAGUACCUGCUUUGUCAUUUUAUCUCAAGCAUUGGACAGCUGACCAGCUUCAGCUGUUGCAUGAAGCUGACCUGAAAGCCUUUGACAUUCCAUUAGUAGUGAAUAUGCUUCAACACUCCCUUUGCCUCAUUUCUGACUCACAAGCAUUUGUCAAAGUGCUCCCCCCAACAAUGCAUUAUAAGGGCCCUGACCAGGAGGCAGCCCCUUGUCUCCCCCCACCCCUAGCUGAAGCACAACCACAUGAGGCUGUGCAGCACCAAACACCUGCAAUGCUCAUUGACCCCCUCCAGCAUCCAAGUAUUCACCUCUUCCUCCCUCAUCACUGCCUGACAAAUCACCUUGCUCAUCUCCUCCAUGAGCUACACAUGAUCCUGCUCUGGUAG
Pisolithus orientalis is the source of this 501-nucleotide messenger RNA. RefSeq lists its product as uncharacterized. The transcript is spliced from 2 exons. Bases 1 to 501 code for a protein of 166 amino acids. NCBI's taxonomy places the organism in Eukaryota, Fungi, Basidiomycota, Agaricomycetes, Boletales, Pisolithaceae. The record is from RefSeq and is a predicted model, not a curated record.